GAGCAGCGAGCGCAGCGCGCUUUUGAAGAGCUCACCGGUGCAGCAUGGGAAACCACGCUGGAAAGCGAGAGUUAAGCCCUGAGAAGGGCAAUAAGGAUGGUGAAACCAACAAAGGAGAGUCGGAGAAAAAGAGAAACCUUCACCACCUUUCCCAGGAGACCUCAGAGGACAAUGACGUGUUUGGAGAGGCAGAUGUGGACCAGAACAAUGGGAGCCCCUCUCAGGACACAGCGGUGACAGACUCCAAGCGCACAGCGGACCCAAAGAAUGCCUGGCAGGAUGCCAACCCAGCUGACCCAGGGGGCCGCCCCCACUUGAUCCGCCUCUUUUCCCGAGAUGCCCCGGGGAGGGAGGACAACACCUUCAAAGACAGGCCCUCGGAGUCAGACGAGCUUCAGACGAUCCAAGAGGACAGUGCAGCCGCUCCCGAGGGCCUAGAUGUGAUGGCGUCACAGAAGAGACCCUCCCAGAGGCACGGAUCAAAGUACCUGGCCUCAGCAAGCACCAUGGAUCACGCCAGGCAUGGCUUCCUCCCGAGGCACAGAGACACGGGCAUCCUCGACUCCUUGGGGCGCUUCUUUGGCGGUGACAGGGGUGUGCCCAAGCGGGGCUCAGGCAAGGUACCCUGGCUCAAGCAGAGCAGGAGCCCUCUGCCCUCUCAUGCCCACAGCCGGCCCGGGCUGUGCAACAUGUACAAGGACGGACAUCACGCAGCGAGAACCACCCACUAUGGCUCCCUGCCCCAGAAGUCGCGAGAUGGCCGGCCCCAAGACGAAAACCCUGUAGUGCACUUCUUCAAGAACAUUGUGACGCCUCGUACACCUCCUCCAUCGCAAGGAAAGGGGCGAGGACUGUCUCUCAGCAGAUUUAGCUGGGGAGCCGAGGGGCAGAAGCCGGGAUUUGGCUACGGAGCUAGAGCUUCCGACUACAAAUCGACUCACAAGGGACUCAAGGGGGUCCACGACGCCCAGGGCACGCUUUCCAGAAUCUUCAAACUGGGAGGAAGAGAUAGUCGUUCUGGAUCGCCCAUGGCUAGACGCUGAAGCCCUACAGCCUGUUACGGAAGCCCGUCCUCAGCUUCUUAAUAUAACCCUUACGAUUUUAAUACCGUUCGCAUAAAUUACCUAGUUGUAGCAAAUGACCUCUUGCUAAUGCCUGUUGAGUUGUGCACACAGUAGGGUCAGGCACACUGCAUCCUACUGGCAAUUUCUGGCCAACAGCUAAACGGAGAAAACGCAGAUAGAAAAUGGUUAAACUCUUCCUUUACGUUUGAAGAGACAGUGUUCUCGGAGUUUCAUUCCACUGCCUCGUGCCCGGCCGCCCCGCGGAGUUGGUGCGGCCCGGCGCACGGCCGUCCCUCCAAGUUCGUUCGCCCCUCCAUCCUUGGACUUGCUUUGCGCCACUGACCUGGCAUCCCCCGCUUUUCGGGCACUGCCGUGGAGACACACUGCCGUGGAGAUGGGACAUGAGCAGGGUGGUGAGGACUGUGUUGAUCCGCGCUUCCUUUGGUUUCUUUGCUGCCCUUCUCUCACCUCCUAAAGUUCACUUUAUUUUCCUAACAGGAUUGGGCAGUCAGGAGUGGCUUCACACCCGUGGGGAGCUUUUGGUACGUGAAAGGCGGGCGGGCAGCUGUGAGGAGUCCAAUGUGGUGGGCGCGAGAGGGGGCGCCUCCAGGCGGGCGCUCACCACACCCCAGUGAGCUGAAUUCGUGCGUGGCAGAGAGGGGACAAGGGGCACACGUGGGCUGGGCGACGGCCUCAAACAGGAAACAGGGUCUUCUUGGAAAUUAGGUGACGGCGCAGCAGGAACCAGAGCGGCCUCUACAGACGACCUGUUUCCUAACCGGAGCCCCGGAGGAGAGUUCAGGGCGACUCGCGCAUCUCAGAGCGGGACUGUGGGAGUUUUCUGGGCAGCCCGGCAUGUCCCACUGGUCACUGUGGAGAGGGGAGGCGACCAGUGGUACGCUCAUCACGGCAGUGCACAUCGGCAAAUACUAACCCCAGUGGAAAGAUAACCAUCCCUCUGCUUGCUCCUAGAGACGCCGUGCUUAGUGACUAGGCUUAGGAACAUACCCGUCCCUGGUCCCCCGCCCAGGGCAUGGCAGGGCCUGGACGCCCACACGAGGAGGGCAGAGAGCUCCUCCCAGUCGCAGUCUCUUCUAACGCCAGCUGACAUUCCCCUGCUCCCCCUCUAACAUACUGAGUCCUGCCUUUUGAUUUCAGCCUGUCUGUCACAGGCGUCCCAAAGAGCCCCACGCUGGCAUCAUUCUCCCUUAGGACAAAGACCAGGAAUAGUAGACAUAGGCCAAAAGCUUCUCUUUAAUCCCGUUCUAAUUCUGAAUGUUUAGUGUGGGUUUCCUAUAAUGUCUAUUAAUAUCUAGCCUCAAUGAUGAGAGGGUGAAAAAACAAAAAGGCACACAAUUUCGGAAACGAAACCUCCACCUUGCUCCACACACGCACUCUGCAUCUUCGAGCUGGUUGUUGACUGAGUGCCCUCUGUCCGUGGCUACACCCAACAGCAAGUGCUGUAUGUUGGGUCUCAUGGGAAGUAUACACUGUUCUCAAAUAUUGAAAUAAAACAAUAAACUUUUAAUGGUA
This is a messenger RNA of Equus caballus (horse), 2597 nucleotides long. It is a transcript of the gene MBP, whose product is annotated as myelin basic protein. Lineage: Eukaryota; Metazoa; Chordata; Mammalia; Perissodactyla; Equidae. The record is from RefSeq and is a predicted model, not a curated record. Gene Ontology annotation, molecular function: structural constituent of myelin sheath.